AUUGUAACUGAAAUAUGGUGGAAGGCUGGGGAAUUCGGUUGAUUAUUCUGCUAUUUUCCUUAUUUGUUCUCUCCAGAACGAAAUAUCAAAAGGAAGUACGAUUCCACGAGCUGGAAGGCGAUAGGAUCUUGUUAAAAUGUCCAGAAUCUGGAGAGAAAUGUCGAAUAUUAGGAAUAGAAUUAAGAUCAGAUGCAUGCCACAAGACCUUGAUUAGUAUUCCUACUAAAAGUAACUCUUGUCAUAUUUCUGCUAAAGUCUUUCCCUUCUCUGUACAAAAUUGCACUAAUAUGCGACAAAACUCGGCAAAAGUUCAUUAUAAGUGUAUUUCAAAGGAUGAUCCUGUAAAAAUUUGGUCCUAUUGUUAUAAUACUGAAAAAAUGCCCAAACGUAUUAGCUGCUCAACUGAACAAAACAUACAAUUAAAAAAAGUCACCAUUUCCGAGUCUACAGGAGGAGAUUUAGAUGGAAAGCCAUCGUGUUUACCAACAAAAACUGAUUGGUCAUAUACUGACAAUGAUUUAGCUUUUCUAGAUCCAUUUCUAUGUGAUGGAUUUUCAGAGUGCUCGAGUUCUAUGAAAUAUCCCAGACAAAAUCCAAUUAUUGCGCGAAAAGGGAAUUACGAUAGUUAUCAUGUUAUUAGUUACAUUUCUAUUGAAUAUCUUUGCGUAAAUAAUCAAAAAUAUCGAGGUAAUGGAAAUCAGAAAGUUUGGGUUUGUAAUCCACACAAAUUUGAUGAAAUGAAAGUUACCGCCUUAACUAUUAACACUAAGAAUAUUCAAUGUUUGAAUGCUAUAGACCUGAAUAAUCCCAUAAAAAAAGAAAUUACAGAUAAAAGAGAAGCUUUUAUAAGAUUAUUUAUAACUGCUAAACAACAUUUGACUCAUGGAUCUGGCAAAGAAUAUUGUUGCUCCUUACAACCAAACUCAUCAAAGUCAAUGAAAGCUUCAUUCUCAUCAAUUAGUCACUACGGCUCUCGCUUUACUAAAGAUGCAAACCGUAUUGAUAUUAUACCAGAGGAAAUACAACCGAAUGAUGGAUACGUAUCAGUAAACAAUCUUAUAAGAAUAUGUUAUAUUUCAAAUAGAGAAAAGAUUGAAAUUAUGCAAUCAUCGUUUUUAUACGUAACAUCAUCUGGUAAUCUAAAAAUUCAAUGUCAAUCAGUUAAUAUUGGGGGUGGACAUUUUGGGAGUAGAUCAACAGUUAAAACUGUAAACAGUAUGGAAUUUACUACAAACAAGCAAACCUCAAAUUUAUUCACUCAGUCUUUUAAUAAUACUAAGAAUUCUGAAAGAAAUAUCAAAACAUUUAGCUUAAGCUUAGAAAUCUUAAUUGUAUUAGUAAUAAGCAUUGCAAUAGGCCUGAUCAUUGGUGUUUCUACAGUAUGUUGCAUAUUUGCUUGUAUAAGGUCAAGAAUAGCUGCGAAGAAAAAACGAAUUGCGAAACAUGUGACUCUACCCAAUUUAAAUCAAGUGUGCUACCAGGAGAAUUUUCCUUUAAAGGAACAAACUGCAACGCAUACUAUCGACAGAUAUCGACCUUUACCUCGUACUAGAGAGGAAAGACCUAUUUCCGAGCACGAUUAUGAGACUAUACCGGAACCAUCUGAUAAUUAUGGUGGUUAUUUGGAGGCAACCGACUUUCAGAGUACGUUUUUAAGAGAGAACCAUAUUAUGGACAUGGUUGACAAUCCACGCUAUUUGAGGUCGACUGAUGCUGUCUUAUCAAUGAUAUAAUUGAUUUUGAGAGAGAGAGAAAGAAAGAAAGAAAGAAAGAGAGAGAGAGAGAGAGAGAAAGAAAGAAAGAAAGA
Messenger RNA from Dimorphilus gyrociliatus, 1807 nucleotides. The record is from the annotation of a GenBank genome assembly. NCBI's taxonomy places the organism in Eukaryota, Metazoa, Annelida, Polychaeta, Dinophilidae.